CAAGCCAAGCAGUUUUUCUUUUCCCCUUCGUUUCGUUCGUCGUCCGUCCCACCCGCCCGCCCGCGUGAGAUCUCCGACCAAAGGUUCGCCGCCAUGUUGGAGGAGCUGCUCAUCUUCACGCGGGGCGGCCUCAUCCUCUGGUCCUCGUGCCGUGCGCUAGGCGCCGCCGCCCUCAAGGGUUCACCCAUCGACGCCCUCAUCCGCUCCUGCCUCCUCGAGGAGCGCUCCGCCGACGCCAGCUUCUCCCAGGACAACUACGCCCUCAAGUGGACCUUCCACAACGACCUCGGCCUUGUCUUUGUGGCUGUCUACCAGAAGAUCCUCCAUCUCCUCUACGUCGAUGAUCUCCUCGCCGCUGUCCGCAAGGAGUUCUCCCAGAUUUAUGAUCCCAAGCGCACAAACUAUGACGACUUCACCGACAUAUUCCGCCAGCUCCAUCUCGAGGCCGAAGCGCGUGCCGAGGAGAUGAAGAAGUCCAAGCAGGCCAUUUCCUCCCGUCCGCUGCCAGCAGUCUCCCACAGGGCUGGUCAAAAGGCUCGCGGCGCCGCCGCCGGCGGUGCUAUGAAGAAGGGCGCCUCUGGCAAGGAUGACUCUGAUGGGGACUCCUCCGGCAAGGAGCACCACGCUUUGGCAAAUGGUACCUUCAAGGGCCACGAGAAUGCUGCUCCCAAGGACACCUCUCAUGCCCGCCCUGUUGUCGUUAAGGGGAAGGAGAACGGAGGCCCCAAAGACAACGGGGCCUUCGAUGUAACUAAACUACAGAGGUUGCGAAAGAAUGAUAGGAAGAACACUGGUGCUGACAAUGCAACCAAGAAGCUGACUAAACCUGACACAAAGAAGAAAGGGAAGCAAGACAGGGUGUGGGAUGACAAACCUUCCAACAAGAAGUUGGAUUUCACAGACCCGGCUGAUGAGAGAGGGGAUGAGGUGACAGAACAUGUGGCACUCAACCAGGGAGAGAGCAUGAUGGAUAAGGAUGAGAAUCUCAGCAGCGACAGCGAGGAGGAAGAGGUUGAAGAUGGACCAAAGAAGAAAGGCUGGUUCUCCUCGAUGUUUCAGAGUAUUGCUGGUAACAAUGUAUUGGAGAAGUCUGAUCUGCAACCUGCGCUCAAGGCUCUUAAAGAUAGACUGAUGACAAAGAACGUGGCAGAGGAAAUUGCAGAGAAGCUUUGUGAAUCUGUUGCAGCUAGCCUUGAGGGCAAGAAGCUAGGAUCAUUCACAAGAAUAUCAUCUACAGUCCAGACAGCUAUGGAGGAGGCUCUUCUUCGCAUUUUGACCCCAAGGCGGUCUAUUGACAUACUGAGGGAUGUACACGCUGCCAAGGAGCGUGGGAGGCCGUAUGUCAUUGUUUUUGUUGGAGUGAAUGGAGUUGGCAAAUCGACCAAUCUUGCAAAGGUUGCUUAUUGGCUUCUUCAGCAUAACCUUAGUGUGACGCUUGCAGCAUGUGACACCUUCAGAUCUGGUGCCGUUGAGCAGCUGCGGACUCAUGCACGCAGGCUUCAGAUACCUAUUUUCGAGAAGGGUUAUGAAAAAGAUCCAGCAGUUGUAGCGAGGGAAGCUAUUCAGGAAGCAAGCCGAAACAAAUCAGAUGUUGUUCUUGUUGACACGGCUGGACGUAUGCAGGAUAAUGAGCCACUCAUGAGGGCGCUCUCCAAGCUCAUCAAUCUUAACAGCCCAGAUUUGGUUUUAUUUGUUGGAGAAGCAUUGGUUGGGAAUGACGCUGUCGAUCAGCUCACUAAGUUCAACCAGAAAUUAGCAGACCUGUCUGCUGUUCCUACUGCUAGAUUAAUUGAUGGUAUCCUGCUCACCAAGUUUGACACCAUUGACGACAAGGUUGGAGCAGCGCUUUCCAUGGUGUAUAUAUCUGGAGCUCCGGUCAUGUUCGUCGGCUGCGGCCAGUCCUACACGGACCUGAAGAAGCUGAAUGUGAAAUCCAUCGUUAAGACCCUCCUGAAGUGAAGGGAAUGCACUGUGUUGAGCUGUACCGCACAAAUCUGUUCCAUCUUUAUAUCCCCAGUGACCUUGUCAUGUUCAUGUUGGACGUCGUGGAUCUGUGAGACUGUUGUAGUCAGAAAACCAAACCUAAUGUCAUGGGUAACUCUUGUAAUGUGUACUUGUGUUUACUUGGUCGUCUUGCUCCAAUAAUGUGGAUCUGUGAGACUGUUGUAGUCAGAAAACCAAGCCUAGCGUCAUGUGUACCUGUGUUUACUUGGUCGUCUUGCUCCAAUAAUACAACGUAUGAGUUCAAAUGGUUAUAAGUGAA
Molecule: messenger RNA, 2263 nt
Organism: Panicum hallii
Lineage: Eukaryota; Viridiplantae; Streptophyta; Magnoliopsida; Poales; Poaceae
Product: signal recognition particle receptor subunit alpha
Exons: 10
Coding region: 94-1959 (621 amino acids)
Biological process (GO): SRP-dependent cotranslational protein targeting to membrane
Cellular component (GO): signal recognition particle receptor complex; endoplasmic reticulum membrane
Molecular function (GO): ATP hydrolysis activity; GTPase activity; GTP binding
Source: RefSeq, a predicted model, not a curated record